AUGGCCCCUCCACUUGCUUCCCCAGAGCCUGCCCCAGGACCAGAGCUGGUGGGUAUCAUUGGGGGCUGCCCUGUCUCAGCCAGGAGGUUCCCUUGGCAGGUCAGCCUGAGGUUCUACAGCAGGAAGAGUCACCGGUGGGAACACAUGUGUGGCGGCUCCCACAUCCACCCUCAGUGGGUGCUGACCGCUGCCCACGGGGGGGAUCUGGAGGCUUGCGCCUUCAAGGUCCAGGUCGGGCAGCUGAGGCUCUAUGAAGAGGACCGACUGACGAAGGUGGUCCAGAUCAUCCGUCACCCCAAGUACAACGAGAGUCUGUCUGUCCUGGGGGGCGGGGACAUUGCUCUGCUGAGACUGGAGGGUGCUGUGAAGUUGUCAGAGAGCGUCUACCCAGUCUCCCUCCCAGAUGCGUCCCUGACAGUCUCCUCGAAGAAGAUUUGCUGGGUGACCGGCUGGGGUGACAUUGAGUACAACACACCACUGCCCCCACCCUACCACCUGCAGGAGGUGGAGGUCUACAUCGUGGGGAACCAGGCCUGUGACUGGCGGUACAAGAAUGCCUCCUUGGACAGCCUGGAUAGGGUCAUUAAGGACGACAUGCUGUGUGCUGGGAGACAGGGACAGAAUUUCUGCCAUGGAGACUCCGGGAGCCCCCUGGUCUGCAUGAAUUGCACCUGGUUCCAGGUGGGGGUAGUGAGCUGGGGCAAAGACUGUGGUCAUCACAACCUCCCUGGGGUGUAUGCCCGUGUCAAGAGCUACGUGUCGGGGAUCUAUCACUAUGUUCCCAGGUUCCCUGGGUCCUAG
Castor canadensis (American beaver) is the source of this 801-nucleotide messenger RNA. The record is from RefSeq and is a predicted model, not a curated record. Lineage: Eukaryota; Metazoa; Chordata; Mammalia; Rodentia; Castoridae.